This is a messenger RNA of Tachyglossus aculeatus (Australian echidna), 1509 nucleotides long. RefSeq names its product claudin 5 (gene CLDN5). Lineage: Eukaryota; Metazoa; Chordata; Mammalia; Monotremata; Tachyglossidae. The record is from RefSeq and is a predicted model, not a curated record. Gene Ontology annotation, biological process: bicellular tight junction assembly; cell adhesion. Gene Ontology annotation, molecular function: structural molecule activity. The transcript has a single exon. Gene Ontology annotation, cellular component: plasma membrane; bicellular tight junction. The coding region runs from base 26 to 676 and encodes 216 amino acids.
GCGCCCCCUGGCGGCGCGGGCGGCCAUGGGGUCGGCGGCGCUGGAGAUCCUGGGGCUGGGGCUGUGCGUGGCGGGCUGGGUGGGCAUGAUCCUGGCGUGCAGCCUGCCCAUGUGGCGGGUGUCGGCCUACCUGGACGGGAACAUCGUGACGGCGCAGAACACGUGGCAGGGCCUGUGGAUGAACUGCGUGGUGCAGAGCACGGGCCAGAUGCAGUGCAAAGUGUACGACUCGGUGCUGGCGCUGCCGCCCGAGAUGCAGGCCGGGCGGGCCCUGACGGUGGUCGUGGGGCUGCUGGGGCUGGUGGCCCUGCUGGUCACCGUGGCGGGGGCGCAGUGCACCACCUGCGUGCCGGCGGGCCCGGCCAAGGCCCGCGUGGCCUGGGCCGGGGGCGCGCUCUACGCCCUGUGCGGCCUGCUGGCCCUCGUGCCCCUGGGCUGGUUCGCCCACACGGUCAUCAGCGACUUCCACAACCCGCGGGUGCCCGUGUCGCAGAAGCACGAGAUGGGCGCGGCGCUGUACAUCGGCUGGGCCGCCGCCGCGCUGCUGCUCGCCGGCGGCGGGGUCAUCUGCUGCGGGGCCUGCCCGGGCCGGGCCGACCUCGGCUUCCCCGUGCGUUACUCGGCCCCGAGGCGGCCUGCCCCGAGCGGCGACUACGACAAGAAGAACUACGUGUGAGCGGGCCCGGCCCUCGACCCGGACCCUGGGCCGGACGGGGGUUGGCAGCCCCAGACUGGACCCCGGCCUGGGUGGCCACCGGCCUGGGGGUCACGGCGGCGCCCUCUCCGCUCCCCCUUCCCCUCUCACCAAGUCCCACGCCUUACGAGCGACCCCUUCCCUCCAUCCCCCCCACCUCUCCGCCUCACUUCUAAUCUGUACACAGCCGCCAUCGGGCAGAAGGACAGACAGACUGAAAAGCGUUGAUUCCCUGAAAUUUGUACUUUCUCAAGGGGCUCCGCUCUUCCAGAGCGCACCCCCUUUCCCCACCCCCCGCCGCAGCGCCCACCGAGGAAAGAGCACAGGCUUGAGGGCCGGGAGACCCGGGUUCUAAUUCCAGCCCUGCCGUUCAUCUGCCCUGUGACUGUGGCCGAGCCACUUAACUUCCCUGUGCCUCAGUUUCCUCAUCUGUAAAAUGGGGACCUGCUCUUCCUCCCCUUUAGACUGUGAGCCCACGCAGGACCUGUUUAUCUUGUAUCUACCCCAGUGUUUAGUGCAGUGCUUGACACAUAGAAAGUGCUGAACGAAUACCACAAUUCUUCUUAUUAUUAGCAAGGGGACAGCGGCCAGACCCCCUUACCUGCCCGCGGCUGCUGCCAGGAUCCGGGAUUUGGUUGGUGGUUUUCCAGCUCUUGCCAAUGCACCUGGAGUGAGGAAAGUGGGGCCACAGACCAUCAAAAAACGCCCAAACAGCAUUGGAAAUGGCUGGGGUCCGGGGGUUGGGGGAGGGCCUGUCCACUGACAUCUGUCCCCUCGCCCCCCAUUCCUCACAAAAGUAAAUGGAAUGGAUCGGC